AUGGACAAAUUGCAUGAGACGUUGAUAAACAUGGAAGACGCUUUGGGUUCGGAACACUCUGUCUGCUUAUCAUCCUGGGACUGGAAAAGCACCACUGGGUCUUUUGAGCUGCACCCCAUCUCAUCUCCGCACAGCUUAUCCCCAACACCCUCUUUUGAAUCCUACUCCUCGUCCCCUUGCACGACAGCAGUGGAGACCCCCUACAGCAGCAGCAGUGGCAGCCUGGUGGGCUACAGCCUGGUGGACUUCCCCGCUGCCUACCUGCCCAGCCCCGGGCAGGCUCGGCUGCCCAAGGGCACCAAGGUGCGGAUGUCCGCCCAGCGCAGGAGGAAGGCCAGUGAGAGGGAGAAGCUGCGGAUGAGGACCCUGGCCGAUGCGCUCCACACACUGCGCAACUACCUGCCCCCCGUCUACAGCCAGAGGGGACAGCCCCUCACCAAGAUACAAACCCUGAAAUACACCAUCAAGUACAUCAGUGAACUGACGGAGCUCCUCAACAGCGCCAAGCGGAUGUAG
Molecule: messenger RNA, 516 nt
Organism: Strigops habroptila (Kakapo)
Lineage: Eukaryota; Metazoa; Chordata; Aves; Psittaciformes; Psittacidae
Gene: MSGN1
Product: mesogenin 1
Exons: 1
Coding region: 1-516 (171 amino acids)
Biological process (GO): regulation of transcription by RNA polymerase II; mesoderm formation
Cellular component (GO): nucleus
Molecular function (GO): protein dimerization activity; DNA-binding transcription factor activity, RNA polymerase II-specific; RNA polymerase II cis-regulatory region sequence-specific DNA binding
Source: RefSeq, a predicted model, not a curated record